CGGCGGAGCGGGAGGGGCGGGGCCAGGCGGGGGAUGUGGAGGGCGGCGGGCAUGGCCGCCGGGGACGGGCUGGGACCGGCGCUGCGGGCCGUCACCGAGCGGGUGCAGCAGGCAGCGGCCCGCCGGCCCCAGGGGCUCCCGGCCGUGCAGCCGCGGCUGGUGGCCGUCAGCAAGACCAAGCCGGCGGAGAUGGUGAUCGAGGCCUACAGCCACGGGCAGCGCAGCUUCGGGGAGAACUAUGUUCAAGAGUUGCUAGAAAAGGCAUCAGACUCCAGAGUUCUAUCGUCUUGCCCGGACAUCAAAUGGCAUUUUAUUGGCCAUCUGCAGAAAAACAACGUCAACAAGUUGAUGGCUGUCCCCAACCUCUUCAUGUUGGAAACAGUGGAUUCGGUGAAGCUGGCAGACAGGGUCAGCAGCUCAUGGCAGAAGAAAGGGUCACCUCAGAGGCUGAAGGUCAUGGUGCAAGUUAAUACAAGUGGAGAAGACAGUAAGCAUGGCCUUCCUCCCGGAGACACCACGGCUGCUGUGGAGCACGUCAUCAACAAGUGUCCAAGCCUGGAAUUUGUGGGGCUGAUGACCAUCGGCAGCGUUGGGCAUGACCUUAGUAAGGGUCCAAAUCCUGACUUCCAGAUGCUGCUGUCUCUGCGGAAGGAAGUGUGUGAAAAGCUCAAUCUCCCCCUUGAGAAGGUGGAGCUGAGCAUGGGCAUGUCCACAGACUUCCAGCACGCAAUAGAGGUUGGAUCCACAAACGUCAGGAUUGGAAGCACUAUUUUUGGAGAGCGAGAUUAUUCCAACAAAGCAGAUGGUGGCACGGCCCCUGCUGAAGGCAAACCUGAGACCUUGACAGUGCAGGCUCAAUAGGUGCAAAACCAAGUGGCCUCACCAGAGGACAGCUGAUGGGAGACCUCACUAUGCAUUCUUCCCUCCCUCCGUGUUGGCACCCAGUCGUGAUGGUGAGAGGGAAUUCCUCCUAACAGAACAGAGGCCAGGAAUGCCUCACCAUUUAUUGUGAUUGUAGAGUACCCAUAGGAACUGGAAAUCUGUAGAACCAACAAAUGCUAAGAAAGUGUCUGCUUGAAAGUGACUGUGGUAUCUUGGCUCCUUCAGGGUCCUUGGGUUGACAAGGUGGAACAAAGUAUGGAGCUGCUCGUGAACAAGCUGUGUCUGCAGCAGUGUCAGUGAGUUUGGUUUCACUGAGGACGAAAUUCUUCAUUAAACAAGUUAUAACCUUGCCAGAGAGCCUGUAAAUGUUUCCCCAAACAAAAGCUCUGCACGUGGUGGCUCCUGAGGGAUGCUGUGAACAGGAGCUGUGGUAGAGCCACGCUGUGACACUGCAGAGGGCAAAGAGCAAGCACCUGAGGAUGGGUGAGGAACAGGGUUGCUCCUGGUUUGGAUGCAGAGGGCAAGUGUGGGAGUGUCUUUUUGCCUGGAGUUUGUGUUUGUCCUUUCCAGGCUGACUUUUCCCGUUGGUUCCAUGUCUGCUCAGGUCUUCUGGGAUGCUUUCAACCUUCCCCUCUUGUAGUGGUGGGAGUUACUUUCAUCCUGCCUCGUAGUUCUUUGAAAGUCUUGAGUUCUUUUGGGUCAGAAUGGGGCUUUUCUGCAAGCUCCCUGCUCUGCUUUGCUUUCCAAGGAGAGUCUCUUGGCUGUUUGGUGCCUCCAGCAUCCUGCCUGCAUGUCUGAGGCUGAGAAUACCCCCUUGUCUCACAGGGCAGCACUGAUGUUGGCUUUUCCUUUGGGAAAAGUACUCCAGAAAGGAAACUAUUACUGUUCUGCUGUGUUCUAGGUUUCUGGAAAGAAUCAUGUCACCACUGGCAGAGCUUCUAGGCUGUGUCUUAAUAUUUUAAGCACUGGUUUAAGCUCCACUUCUCCUGGAAGAGGGAAAUGAGGCUCUUCCACUGCAGUAGCUGUUUCAUUUAGAGCUGUGUUAUGUCACCUGCUGUUUGGCCAACAAUAGCUAUAGCAAAUCUCUUCUUUUAACCCAUGUUACAACUGAGGUUUGCGGCUUUUGUGUGCUGCUGAGAGAAGGAGACAUCAGUUGCCAGCAGAACCAUCCUUCCCAGGCUUUUCUCUGUGUGCCCACAGUUAAAUCCAGCUGUUGGUUUUACUCUCUGGCUAUAAAUGCUGAAUGUAAAUGAAAAGAGCCAACUCUUUAACCUGUCGUAGCUCCUUGCUUUAGAAGCAACAUGCAGCCUGAGCCACCCUCCUCAGCACUGCACCGUCUGUUGUUUCCUAGUCCAUUAAGAAGUGGUGAAUUCUAAUACCAUCUGUGCCAACUCGAAAGCUAUUAAAGAUGUUAUUUUUAUGUGCCA
This is a messenger RNA of Strigops habroptila (Kakapo), 2309 nucleotides long. It is a transcript of the gene PLPBP, whose product is annotated as pyridoxal phosphate binding protein. The record is from RefSeq and is a predicted model, not a curated record. The transcript has 8 exons. Gene Ontology annotation, cellular component: intracellular anatomical structure. Bases 34 to 861 code for a protein of 275 amino acids. Gene Ontology annotation, molecular function: pyridoxal phosphate binding. NCBI's taxonomy places the organism in Eukaryota, Metazoa, Chordata, Aves, Psittaciformes, Psittacidae.